AUGUUGCAGAAUCUUUCGAGGUUCUCAAGCUUCGUCUUAUGGGGCCAUGGCCCUUGCGUACGGUCAUUUGCACAUCAACAAAGUAGGCUAUUCGCCACCGUUAACGAAACAUUAAGGACCUAUGAUGUGGUGGUCAUUGGAGGUGGUCAUGCGGGGACCGAGGCAUCAGCAGCAUCUGCCCGUUCUGGAGCACGCACCGCAAUAGUCACGCCUUCAGUUUCUGACCUUGGCGUAUGCUCGUGUAACCCCUCGUUUGGUGGCAUUGGCAAGGGGACGAUGAUACGAGAAAUUGAUGCAUUGGAUGGGAUUUGUGGUCGUAUCAUUGACAAAGCCGGUGUGAUGUUUCGUGUCCUGAAUCGCAAGAAGGGUCCUGCGGUUUGGGGUCCUCGAGCUCAGAUUGACAGGGACUUAUACAAGAAAGAAAUGAGAGCAGAGCUUCAGUCCACGCCGGGACUUGGGCUCAUUGAAGGCAAGGUCGCUGACAUUGUUUUGAAACCAGAUGUCGAGGGGCAUAGAAUCAAGAUCGCAGGGGUUAAGCUUGAGUCAGGAGAAGUACUGGAUUGUGAGAAAGUCGUGAUUACGACAGGCACAUUCCUUGGCGGCGAGAUACAUAUCGGCCUGGAAGUCUAUCCUAGCGGGAGAAUUGGUGAAGCAGCCACCUUUGGACUCAGCAAGUCCCUUAAAGAUGCUGGCUUUCAACUUGGCAGGCUGAAGACCGGCACGCCUCCGCGCCUUGACAAGCAUACCAUUGACUUUUCGCAACUGGAGGUCCAACCGGGCGAUCAUCCUCCAAUGCCCUUCUCAUAUCUCAACGAGACUGUGGCAGUGCAAGAACAGCUUCCCUGCUAUGGAACUAACACGAACUCUGCUACCCACGAGAUCAUCCAAGCGAACCUAGACAAGACUAUACAUAUUAGAGAGACCGUGAGGGGACCGCGAUACUGUCCAUCCAUCGAAUCCAAGAUCCUACGUUUCGGACAUAGAGAGAGCCAUAAAGUGUGGCUGGAGCCGGAAGGCUUUGACAGCGAUGUAAUCUAUCCGAACGGCAUUUCCAUGACAGUACCUGCAGAGGCCCAGGAGAAAAUGUUACGUACGAUUAAGGGACUGGAGAAAGUCAAGAUGCUGCAGCCAGGAUACGGAGUUGAAUACGAUUACGUGGAUCCUCGCAAUCUGCGUUCUACUUUGGAAACCAAACGCAUAGCCGGCUUGUACCUGGCGGGCCAGAUUAACGGGACCACUGGGUACGAGGAAGCUGCCGCGCAAGGCAUUGUCGCAGGCAUCAACGCAGGCCUUGCAGCACAAAGCAAAGAUCCGCUAGUAAUCGGCAGGGGUGAUGGCUACAUUGGGAUUUUGAUCGACGAUCUUAUUACUAAAGGAGUGACCGAGCCGUACCGCAUGUUCACAUCCCGCAGUGAAUACCGUAUGAGUUCCCGCGCGGACAAUGCGGACCUGCGUCUGACAGCUAAGGGCAGAAGCGUGGGUGUGGUGGGUGAGAAACGGUGGGACAGCCAUAAGAUCUUGACAUCGGAGAUGCACAAUUUAGAACAGCUCCUUCAAAACAUGCGAAUGAGCUCUUCUACGUGGGUUUCCAAGGGUUUCCAAAUUCACGCUAAUCCGACCACCAAAACUGCUUAUGAGCUCCUACAGCAUGUGGGCGUCUCUAUGGAUACCCUUGACAUUUUGAUACCUCAGAUUGCUUCGUAUUCACCCAUGGUUCGGACUCGUGUGAUGAUCGGAAGCACAUAUGCUCCGUACGUGGAAAAACAGAGGAUCUCAAUCAACAACCUACAACGCGACGAACAACUAAAAUUGCCGGAAGACCUCAAUUAUAAUAACGUCUCUGGGCUCAGUAUGGAUGAGCUGCAAGCGCUCGAGAUUGCACGACCUGAAAACAUCGGGAUGGCCGGGCGAGUUGAAGGUGUCACGCCAGCUGGCACUCUGAGGCUGUUGGCCUUUGUAAAAGGAGCAAAGGACCAAGAGCGACGUGGCGCAGUCUGGGAAGGAAUUCAAUCGCGCAAAGAGCGAUAUGCAAAGCUCUGA
This is a messenger RNA of Bacidia gigantensis, 2040 nucleotides long. RefSeq lists its product as uncharacterized. Gene Ontology annotation, cellular component: cytosol. The record is from RefSeq and is a predicted model, not a curated record. Bases 1 to 2040 code for a protein of 679 amino acids. Gene Ontology annotation, molecular function: flavin adenine dinucleotide binding. Lineage: Eukaryota; Fungi; Ascomycota; Lecanoromycetes; Lecanorales; Ramalinaceae. The transcript has 2 exons. Gene Ontology annotation, biological process: tRNA wobble uridine modification; tRNA methylation.